CUGUCGAGGGCGCGCAACAAUCAUGCCUCAUCCGGCGCGCGCCUCGCCUGCGUCGGAGGACAGAAGAAGAAUUUCUCGUUUUGCCUUCAAUUAGCCCAGCCGCUCCUCCGGUCGUGCGCCCGCCCGCUUCGCCAGGAAAAGGCAGAGGAUGCCUGCCUCCUUCCACGCCCUGCGCCCGCUCCUGCCCGUGGCCACCACCUCCUUCUCCUUGUGUGUACCUGCUCUCGCCAACAGCUCCUUGCGGCCCCCCCAGGCUCCGCCCUGCACCGUUACAACAUGGUGGAUGAGGUAACCACCAUGAAGGAUGAUGUCAUUAGCGCCAACACGCUGGCUUGGCUGGUCUGCUCAGGCGUGUCCAUCCUGGCCAACACCUGGAGCAUUCUUAGCGUCAGUGCGAAGCAGAAAAAGUGGAAGCCGCUUGAGUUCCUCAUCUGCACCCUUGCAGGCACACACAUCCUCAACAUGGCCAUCCCCAUCACCAUGUACUGCGUCAUAACGCUGCGGCGCCAGCACUCCAACUAUGAGUGGAACGAGGGUCUGUGCAAGGUGUUUGUUUCGACCUUCUAUACUCUCACUCUGGUCACCUGCUUCUCCGUCACCUCACUCUCCUAUCACCGCAUGUGGAUGGUUCGCUGGCCUGUGAACUACAGGUUAAGUAACACCAAGAAGCAGGCAGUUCACACCGUGAUGGGCAUCUGGAUGGUGUCCUUCAUCCUCUCCACGCUCCCAGCAGUGGGCUGGCACGACACCCUCGACCGCUUCUACACCUCCGAUUGCAGAUUCAUUGUGACAGAGAUCGGCCUGGGCUUCGGCGUCUGCUUUCUGCUGCUGAUCGGUGGCAGCGUGACCAUGGGUGUGAUCUGCAUUGGCAUUGCUCUCUUCCAGACCUUUUCCAUUCAGGCAGGCCACAAAGCUGACAAGAACAAGUUCAAUGUCCCCACCAUUGUGGUGGAGGACGCUCAGGGGAAGCGCAGGUCGUCCAUCGAUGGCUCGGAGCCUCUGAAGACUUCACUGCAGAUCACCUACCUGAUCAGUGGCAUUGUCUUCAUCUACGACUUCCUGACUGGCUUUCCCAUACUGGUGGUAAGCUUUGCCAGUCUGAAGUUCGAUCGCUCCUACAACUGGAUGGUGUUGUGUGUGCUUUGGUGCUCCAUUGCUCAGUCCAUUCUGCUGCCCAUGUUCCUCUGGGCUUGUGACCGCUACCGGGCUGACAUCCGCAUGGUUUGGGAGAAGUGUGUCGCAAUUAUGUCCAAUGAUGACGUGGAUGAGGAAAACAGCCAAGAUGGAGGAAUUCAUGCCGACUUAAUAUAUGACAGACCAUAUGACUAUAGCUCGGCGCCUGAAAUCGCGACGAUAGACCGUAAUGCCAAGUAUGAGUUCUCAACCUUAGAAAGGGGGGUUCUGCAAGGGUAUCCAUUGAGGGAACAACAGGAAGAUAAAAUGCAGUAUUUGCAGGUGCCGCCUACAAGAAGAUACUCCCACGACGAAACCGACAUGUGGACCUGCGACAGGAUCCCCUCAUACCUACAUCGAUGGGGCUCCACCGAGGACAUGAUAGUGAGUGCCCACUACAGCUCCACCUUGCCGCGCCGCGAGAGGCGCAGGAGCAGCCUGGUCUCCUACCACGAGGAGAGCCACCACCACCGCAAGCGGCGGCGCUCUGAGGACAGCAUGCACUCCUUCAAGCACCUGCCCCGCGUAGUCUGCGGGGGGGAGCGCUACGAGGACGAGCUGCGGUGCUUCAGCCGCGACGAGGUCAUCAACUUCAUAGACGAGACGCCACUGCCGAGCCCCAGGAAGAGCCCGCGCCGCACCUCCACCAUCUCCCUCAUCCCCAAUGUAUAUGAGCAGCACACCGUCCUCCUUCCCCACUUCCUGCUCACAGACUUUGAGCGCGAGCCCCAGGCGCUCAGGCGACACUCGGAACACAAGCGGAGCAGCAGCAGCAGGGGCAACUCGCCCGAGGGCUCGCCCAAACCCGACAGGCCCUCCGGGAAGAAGAGCCCCGGGGCCUGCGGCUCCGCCAAAGGCUGCAGAGAGCGCCGGCGGGACGGGAGAACGCAAAGCGACGCGGGCUCCCCUGGCGGCAGCCGGCAGACUCAGGGACACUCUUCCAACAGGCCCAGGACAGGCGGAGGUGCGGCGGGUGGCGCUGGAGCCGAGUGGGGACACCACAAGCACCUGAGCAAGGCUGAGAGCAAAGGAAGCACAAACAGUUUUGUAAGCACACCCUCAGCGUCGUCCUCGGGAUACAUCACCUUCCACUCCGAUUCGGUGGGCUCCACCACCUGAGAGCAAAGCCCCCUCUGUUGAUAUCAGCACUAUUACCGAAGUUAAUAUCACGAUGAAACCUCUGGGAUAUCAGUGUUUCAAGAAAAAGGUGACAUGCUGGAACAAAGCAGCCUUUUUACACGUGUCACCGUCCUGGUAGUUUUACUACCGAAAUAAAAUCUGUUCUGCUAAAUGGCCUUAGGAUUUUGGGACAUAUUUUUCUGAAUGGGCCCUGAAUUGAAGAGUCGGCUGGAGACGUGUUAGCAGGUCCAGCUGUUCAGCUUUCACCCUACAACGUUUCCUCCGUAGAACACUUUUCUCCUUGCACAACUGACUCUUUUUAAAUCGUGUGAACAUCCCUUACUCUUGCUUUUGCUGUUUGAUAUUGUUUCUUAUGAAAGGAUUUUCAGAGAUAUUGGUCAGGAUGUCUUUUUCUUUUUCUUUGACACUUAUAAACUUGACCGGAGUUGUUGUUUUAAUUGGCCUGUAAUUAGUGUGUGUUUCUGUUGUCUGGACACAAACUUUCCUAAAAACUGCGCAUUUCCCUUUGAGGUUGUUGAAAGACAUGAUGCAUUUUACAUACUUGUUUUAUCAUGAUCAUGUCAGAUUUUUAAAAAAAUCUACAUUUAUGUUACUCGCAGCACACACAAAGCUUUUUUGAGCACCAUAUUUUGUGAAAUUAAGUGAAAUGAGUCGUAUUCCCAAAACUUUAAGGAGCCCAACAGUUUCUGUGUGAGAUAUUAAGAUUUAACGAAACCCCUAAAAGGCAAUGGAAGAUGCUAUGUACAUAGGAAGGAUGCUGGAUUUCUGUUUUAGGGUGUUUUUAGUUAAACAACACUUUUGUGUUAAGAUUUCCCUUCUUCCUGUUUGACUUCGGAGCUCACAGAUCAAAUCACCAGACCGAUAGGAAAGAAUUGUGCUUCAUCCUAUCAGACAACUUCACUUCUUAUUUGUUUUAGGAACUUAGUUAUUUUAAGAAAAAGUUAAACUUAAAUGCUGAUGUUGUACUAAAUUGAUUAAAAACAAAGCACAAAGUGUAAUCUCGUCAUCUUCUAACACACAACAGAACUAACACACUUAGUCUGAUAAGUUUUUAAACACCCCAAUCAAACCAAUCUUUAAGACCUUUAACAAGAGACCUCAAAGUGGACCCCAAAGAAGAAUGAGGCUUACGUUUGUUUCUGGAAACAUGCAUUUGGGGAGCGAGUGGGAUUUCUUUCUUAACAUCACAAACAGAAUUAGAAAAUGCACCAUCAGUGCUUAUUAAGCAACGUUUUCCCCUCUCCAAAGCGAUAGAAAACAAAUAGAAUUACUGAACAAAAGCACCUUUUUAGCUUUGACCUUAUCUGGACAGUUGCUGCUCAUGUGAAUGUAUUUGCACUAAUAAGGUGCAAGUUACAAUAGUCCGAGGAAAAAAACAAAGGAAAAAUAUCCCCCGUUACAGCCUUAUUAUGAAAAGAGUUUGCUACGGCGCUCCAAGUAAAAAAUGAAAAAAGAAAAAGAAAAAAAAGUUGCACGUUUUUGAGCAUUCCUGUUUUCACCAUCGUUGAAAAGUUCAGUCUAAUCCUCACAGUCUGUGUAGGCCUCACUCACUUUUCAGCCGCUCCACUGGGCCCGAUGUCUGAAAUGUAUCUCUGGAGGCAUUAGGUCACGCCCCCCCUGUCAGACUUUGCCGUCAUAGACCUUUUACAUUUUCUUGUGUUUGCAAUAUUCCGACAUUAUUUUGUAACAUAUUCAAAGGUGUGUGACUCCAAUACGAAUGAUGUUAAAUGUUAUGAUUUUUCUUGUCGAGCUGAUGGCUUUGUUAAAAAGAGAUGAUCGAUUAAAUUCACCAGAAGACG
Molecule: messenger RNA, 4112 nt
Organism: Menidia menidia (Atlantic silverside)
Lineage: Eukaryota; Metazoa; Chordata; Actinopteri; Atheriniformes; Atherinopsidae
Source: the annotation of a GenBank genome assembly